GAAUUGUUUCUACCAUAAGUCCAUUCCUUAUGUUUACCCGUGCAAACCUGUAAUUUCAAGCUGUGUUUACUGGCUUCUUUGUUGAAUCAUUGGAUCCUGUCACUGUGAUUCAUGUCAUGGGAGCCUUACAUGGUAUGUCUAUAAAAAGCAAAGGGACUCUUCAUGUGGGAGGGCCCCAUCUAACCAGCUAAGCAACAGUUUUUCACUUCUGUUUCUCUGAGGAAGUAAGAAGGCACAUGACCUGGCCCAGCUGAUAUGAGUUGCUCUGCUUGUUCAAAGUUCAGUCUACAUGUUGAAGAUUAGUGAGGGGGCGGGAAGUUUUACAGAAGGGUCUGCACUGUAGGCGCUGGUCAUGUCUUAGCAGGUCUCUGCUUGUCUUUCCUCCUGACAUGGGAACAGAGACAGACCCCUCAGUGUGAAUAACGCAACACAGAUGAUAGCGUCUUCUAGGGAAACUCCCAGAUGGCCCUAACACAAGUACAGGACCAGACUGCUAAAGGAGAAAGGAUCAAUAAGGAAACUGGAGAGUUGAGUGCUUCAGGGGAGUUAUCUGUCUCUGUGGAGCUGAAUGUGGACAAAGUGGACAGCUCUUGUAGGAACCCUCAACUCCUACAAGAGCUCAGAGAACAGCUACAGGCUCUGGGACUUCACGCAUGCUCGAGCCCUGACCACAGAACUGACCAUGUUAGUUUAGAGCAGAGAGAGGAGCAUCUGAUCAAAGUCCUGCCUCUUUAUAUACAGGUCUGUGAGGAUGGUGGCAGACUUGAAGGUUUAGACAUAAAAGGGCUUGCAGCUCUCACUGCUGACAUCGUCAUCCACAACAUUCACAGCAGACUGGCAGAAAGACCUGCAGAGGGGGCUCGUGAUCAGGUGGUCCAGUUCUUCCAGAGGUUGGAUACGAAGGAGGCAAACUGUGAGGCGAGAAACAAUCGAGGAUGGCUGCUGUUAAAAUCUCUGCUGCUUCUGACAGCUGACAGCUCAGAUAUAGUGUCAAGUGUAAAUCCCGGGCUUCCUGCUGCUUUGGUGAAAUGUCUGUACCUGCUAGUCUGCCUUCCAGCUAAAAAGGAGGACGUGGCCACAGAGGAGACUUUUCAGGAGCCGCUAACAAAGGUUCUCCUUCAGCUCUGUCGACUGCCAGUCAAUGUGGAGAGACUGGUGAAAACUCAGGAACUGCAGUGCCUUAUCAUUGGUCUCACAUCACUAUGGGACCAGACCAGUGCGGCCUGGAGGCACCAGGCCUCUCGCGUUCUCAAGGCAGUCUCUGCCGCCACAACAAGCAACACUGUCCCGAGCUUGCUAGAGAAGAACUGUAUACGUAUCUGCAUCCAGAACCUUUCACGCUUAAGUGCUGAUGUCUCAGGACCACUGCUGGCUGAGGUGGCUGUGGCUGUGUUCAGCUUCAUUAGAGACACCUAUGCCCUCAAUCCAGCUCUGUUUGUGGAGUUUGACACCCACAACGGCUACGUGGUCCUUGAAAACAUCUUGAAACGCUGUGAGGAAGGUGUAUCUCUGGAUCAGUUCCAGCCAGUGGAGGAGUUGCUGUCUCUCAUCGCAUCUUUCACCAUGCUUGGAAAAACUGAGCUGAAAGUGGCUCUUUGUGUCACCAACCCCCAACCUCCAGGCUUCAAGUUUGACCCGCCACUCACCAAAGGUGCAUCAGUGAAGAACCUGCCUGCCUUUCACCUGCUGCAGGCCUCCUUGCUGAGAUCUCAGGAUUCUCCGCUGUGCUGCCAGCUCCUUCGAACCCUGCAGACAAUAUGGGAGAUGGACGCAGCCAAUUUCUUUCUCUUAGAGUGGACUGUCCAGUCGCUGGCCCAGCUGGCUGCCUGUGUGUGGUGUAAACCAGCACCUGUCCAAAAGCUAUUCUUUUCACUGGUGGAGAUGGUAGUAUUUAAGAUGCACUACAUCCCACAUGAGACCUUACGGGCACUGCUGGGUGUGCUGAAGCAAUGCUGGGCUGGAACACUAGCUGGAGGAGUGGCAGGGAUACAGUUCGGAGUGAUGGCUCUCAAAUGUUUUAACAGGAUGACAGUACACAGUAGUAUGCUAGCUGAGGUGCUGAGUGACUGGGGCCUGCUGGAGCUGCUGCUGGGGGAACUUCGAAGAAGAGCUAAGAUCCUUAGGAAGGCUGGAGUUGUCUCUUCACCGAAUCCUCAGCAGCUGUCAGGUGUGGAGGACAGUGAAAGACUGCUCACUACCUGUAUGCUUCAAGUGGUGUCAACCCUUACUUUGCGUUCAAUCAAAAACACAGUUUCAGUGCGAGACCUUGGUAUGGUUCCUUACAUAAAGAUCUUCCUCGAUGAGGAUCAGUAUCGAGGUCCCACUCUGAGCAUUUUGGAGCAGCUAGCUGAGAUUAACCCUGAGGAAUUCAUGAGCACAGCCAUCGGAGCCCUCUGCUCCUCUACGCAGCAGGAACUUGGGUUGAAGCGGGACCUUUUGCAGUCUGUGCUGAAGGUGCUAGAGAGCCCCAACAGCUGGGACGCCUUCAGGAGAGCCGGAGGUUUCACCGGACUGCUGUCUCUGGUGAUUGACAUGGAAGGAGCUCUGUCUGACCCUCCCCAGGGAGAGGUGUGGAAGUCCAUGGGGCAUCAACCGCUGUUGGACCUCCUCCUCCUGGCUCUCCACAUUCUGGCCUUGGCUGUGCAUCUCCACACAGUAAAUGCGCACCAUUUUGAGGCUGGUGGCUUUUAUGAAAGGCUGGGGGAGGCUCUACUUCAGCUGGGCUGCUUCCACACUGAAGGCCCUGGGAAAGAGAAGUUUUAUGUGGAGGAGAGCUCCUGUCCAAAGACUGCAGAAGAUGGUCAAUCUCCUGGAAAGAAUUUCCAACAGUUUGUUGAGUUAGCAGAGGCCUGUGAAGCCCACUCCUCUGACUCCACCACUCCACAGUUCAAUCUGCCAGUCACUCUUCGGACAUGUAUAAAGCUGCUCUCCUACCUCGACCAGUUUGCCACGGGGACCUACUCUUCUCUGGAGUUAAAGUUGGGACAAGAGCCUGAGCAUGAGUGUGAUGGAGAUAAGGAGAAAUUAAAUGGAUCAGCAGGGCCUGACUUGGGGUCAGGCCCGCAGGCCGUAGAAGACACACAGGGAAGAUCCAGAAACAUAGCAGCCAGUAUUUCCACAGUCUGCUCAGAGUCUCAGUACAGAUUCACCUGCGAUUAUAUUAUUCUUCAUCCAGGAGCAAUCAGAGUUAUCAUGACGCUCCUUCCAUCAGUGUACACUCCUGAGGACCCACAGCUCUCGAUGGAGGUCCAGUUCUCUCUGGCGCACCACAUCCAGGCCAUGGUCAAAUCUGAACGAAACCGCCAGGUAAUGUGUGGAGGGGGACUGGUCGCCACGCUGCUGGAUCACUGUCGCAGCAUGUUGCUUGAUCCAAACCAUCCAUUACAUCUACCUGUUACAAGGAUCUUGGAGAAGCUCUCCUCCCAGGCCAUCACAAAUGCAGAUUUCAGAAAGUUCUUGAGUUUAGGGGACCCUCUCAUGUGCCUGGCUGACAAAACAGUCUUGCAAUCACAACUAGACUCUAACCCACCCGUCAAGCCUCCUGUUUCAAAUGAUCACAGUACACAGACAGAAGCCUCAGUGGGACCAGAGGUAAAAAAGACACUGAAGCGGACCUUCAGCUUGUUACAGUCCACAGCUCACAGCGAAACGUCUGUUGGUUCUGCAAUCCCGGUACAUCAGAUCAUCAGCCUGGUGUCAAUGACAUCACCACGCACCUUCAGACCAUACCGAGUCUCCUCCUCACCUGCCUUUGUAGAGUUUGACAUGAGUGAGAGUGGAUAUGGCUGCCUGUUCCUACCCUCUCUGGCCACAGUGAAAGGAGUGACUGCUGAUUCUAUUUCAACAGGUGGAAUUGGAGGAGACUGCCGGGGCUUUCCACCUGCAGCGGGACUCUCAUUUUCCUGCUGGUUCCAGAUCAACAGAUUCAGUUCAGCCUGUGAUUCCCACCCAAUUCGUCUUCUGUCAGUGGUUCGCCACAUGUCCCGGACUGAACAACAGUACAUCUGUUUGUCUAUCUCCUUCUCAGCCUAUGACGGCUGUUUGGUUAUCUCCACAGAGGAGGAAGCAUUCACAUACCUGGAUAUGUUGGAGCCAGAGGUUUCCACUCCCACUUCUUUGCCUACAUCACUGAGGUUCCGCUGUUCCAGCAUGCUGAUCCCAGGUCAGUGGCACCAUCUGGCUGUGGUCAUGGCCAAAGAGGUGAAGAAGAGAUGUCUGGUCUCAGCCUAUUUCAAUGGCAAGGCAGUGGGGACAGGAAAGAUGAGGUAUAUUCAGCCAUUCCCUGGUCAGUAUGUCUCCAUGGACCCCACAGCUGUGAUUGAUGUGUACGGACUGAUAGGAACACCAGCUCUUUGGAAGGAACAUGCUGCUCUAGUGUGGCGAGUAGGUCCUGCUUACCUGUUUGAGGAAGCUUUGAGCACUGAGGCUGUGGGCGUCAUAUACACACAAGGCACCGCCUAUGUGGGCAACUUCCUGGCUCUGGGCAACAUAGGCCACGAUCCAGAUGUUGAGUCUAUCCCUCUCAGGCUGGUUUCUGAGGAGAGGAUCUCGUUUGGCAUCAACCCAGCAGUUUCCACAUUAACCACCGUCGCACAGAUCAGAGAGGACUACAAUGAGGUGGACUGCAGGCUGAUUGCUAAAGAGAUGGGAAUAACAUCUCGGGAUCAGUCCACUCCUGUGCUCCUAGUACGAAACAUCAGCCAGCACCUGAGUGGUACAGCUCGCACCGUAGGAGCAGCACUGGUUGGACAUUUUGGCGUCCGUACGUUCACCCCCAGCAGGGCAUCCAGCGGUUUCCUAUACGUCGGUGGGCCUGCAGUUGUUCUCAGUCUAGUUGCAAUGGCUCCAGAUGAUAGCUCUCUGUACGCAGCUGUUAAAGUUCUUCUUUCCGUGCUGGAGACUAACUCUGCCAUGCAGCAGGAAAUGAACCGCAUCAAUGGAUACAAGCUGCUAGCUUUCCUGCUGAAGAUGAAGAUCAGUCUGGUCAGCUACAGAACCUUUCAGUUGGUUCUGUAUCUCUCGAGCUCAGUAGACCUGAGCUCGGGUUACCUGCAGAACAGACCUGCUUUCCAUGACCUGCUGUGUGAUCUGGAGAUGUGGCAGAAGACAUCAGAUAAUCUGGACCUUUCAGUUCUGAACCACUUUGCUGAAGUCCUGAAAUCCUCCAGUGACAGCAGAAAUGCCAUGGACAUGCACAGUAUGGGUCUGUUGUCAAAGCUGCUAUUCAAGCUUUCUGAUCCUACUGUGACCGUUCAGAAGGUUAAGCUCAUUUCUGGGGUCAUCACUUCCCUCCUAAGAGCUCACUCCACCCCCCAGGACAUCAGCAGCCUUGGGCUCUUCAUGGUCUACACACUCCCUCCUUUAAGUAACACAAAUGAAAGUGACAAGAUAUCUGACAGUGAUCUUUCACAGGAUACACCAGCUCAGAGUUCUGAUCCAGCCAGCCUCGUCUGGAUCCGCAACCAGUUGUUACUCUCUCUCUGUGAAAUCCUCAACUCAGACAGCCUUCUAGUAAAAGACCAGGAGAAGGCCUUAUUCAAGACCCUGGGCAGUGAUUGGUUCCUGCUCUUCCUUCAGCACCACCUUCACCCCUCCACCUUGAAACUGGGUCUCAUUCUGCUCACACACUUUCUGCUGAGUCCCAGCCAGCAGAACAGCUUCAGAGAGGGGAUAGUCCCAGCAACACUCAUAGAUGACAUGGAGGAACCUUUUACUGUCACAGACAACCUUCGAGCCCAUUCUUGGUCUUACGUGUGCUCCAGCAUCACCUGUCCAGGCUUUGAUAUUCUGCGGGGGCUGUUGGUCAGACACUCUCACCUGCCUCAGGUGUAUGGAGCCUUGGCUUCUUUGCUGCUGGGGAAGAAGGUCAUUCACACUGUAGAGGAAAAGGUGCAUUUGGAUGAUGUCCUACAGUCAUUGAUUGUCAGCCAAGUGGACUCUCCUGCUCAGCAGCUCUGUGCUGAAGCUGCUACAAUAUUGCUGGAAUUAGUCAAAGUCAUCAUCAGUGAGCCUCCAACAAAGCAUGUGUCAGACACCGAUGCAUCAUGGGAGGUGCAGCUCCCAGCAAGUGUGAUGCAGUUCUUUUGUCUCCUCCAUAACCUCCGGCCCAGAGACCCACUGUGGACAUCGACAGAGUUCCUCCAUGCUCUUGCUGGAGUUGUGUAUCCUCCAGACGAAUCAGAGGUUGUGGUUGGGCCUUGUGUAACGAGUGAAGGUGAGGAAACAUUUAACGGUCAAUUAAACAGGAAGCCAGUGUGUGACUUCAUCCGUAUUCUGCUAAUGGACAGUCUUCUUAAUGUGUCCGCCAACACCAACACACAUCCUCUCGUUCUGCUGCAGGAGUUUUCUCCUGAUGGUGCAUCACUGGCACAGAGGCAGAGUUUCCAGACUGAGCUGAUGGAGUUUAUCAUGGACAUCAUCCACAUGCUCAGUCAGGAGGAAGAAAACAACACUCAUCUCAGCUCACAAGUCCAGAGUGAGAAUCCUGACGGACAGAUGGGCACACUGAUGGAGAAUGUUGUGCUCUUCAGUAAGACUCUGCUGCAGAAGCUUUACACUGGGAUGUUCUUGGGAGACUCGGAAAAUUUGCUCAACUUCCUGGCAGAUCAGAUUGUGGCGGCUCUGGAGAAAGGCCAAACUCACAAAGAGAAGACGGUGUCGGCCCUCUACUCAUGCACCAAUAAUGUCCUGCUUUAUUUCUUGUCUCAACCACGACAUUCCCAAGAAGAAAAGGAAGAGGUCAUCAGGGCAUUACAGACAUUCAUGGACCGCUGGGAUGUUGUCAUGGCAACUUACAAUUCAAAUGUGAACUUCGUUACUUGCCUUCUACGUUGUCUUUUACUGAUACGAUCUGGCAGCUAUCCUGAAGGCUUUGGAUGCGUGCCACAAAAAGUGGACAACAAGAAGGCUUUGUCCCCUGUGUUUUCUACCAACACCAGACAUUCUGCACAACUCAGCAAAAGAGCAGACAUUAGCACAGAUGACAGAGAACUAGUGUCCUUAGCGGAGACCUGCUGGUCAAAGGUCAUGACCGAGAGGCAACACAUGCUUGAAGAAACCUAUAAGAUAGAGAUCUCGGUGAGACACACAGCGGAGAAGGGGCCUGUCAGCAUGACUGACAUCAGUCCUCUAUGGGAGGAGAUGGCGCAAAAAGCGUGGCUGCUACAUACAGAGUCUCAGAAGAAGGUGGCCAGCAGCUCUCAGGGGAAGUUUGAUAUGAUCAGCAGUGCUGUUCGCUCAGCUUUGGGCAGACAAGGCAAAGAGUUAGCAACAUUAGAGGAGUUUCUGUCCUGUAUGGAGUCACAUCGACAAAGAGGCCAUGACAUGUUUGAGAAUAUGAGAACAAACCACUUGCAGUUGCAAGCCACCGAGUGGGAGCGAGUGAGCGCCAAGUGGCUGAAUGUGGAGGCCGAGCUGUUGAGGGAGAGAGCUGUGUUCGGCCCUGGCCCAGGGGUGCUUCUGAGCCGAGACUGGGUUCAAGAUACUGCUGAGGGACCCAACCGGACCAGAUCACGCAUCCGCAGAAAGACUCUGAGACGAUCCAAACGGGUGCAAGGAACACUAUGUAUGUGUUUAAGGAACAACAUAUCCGAAGAGAGCAAAAAUGUUACAGAAGGUGAAACAGAGCCCAAGAUCCUGUGUGAAGUUGGAGCAGAGGCUAAAGAGGAUGAAGAGGAGGGAGGACAGGAUUGUGACCGCUUAACCUUCUUCCCCGUUCUGAAUGAGGCGCCUGCCAUCUCCGAGGGUGCACCUGACCCCUCCACCCCUGAACCCUGCUCCCACACACAAGACUGCCCUGACAUACGCAUCAUAAUGCAGGAGCUGCACCUUGGAGAGGAGGUAAAGGCUAAGAUGUGUGUGGUGAUGGUGAGUGGCCUCAGAGUGACAGAGGGGGUGCUGCUGUUUGGGAAGACGAGCCUGCUCUUGUGUGAAGGAUUCACUCUCAGUCCUGCUGGAGAUGUUUGCUGCAGGAAACACCACCCAAGCAGUGUGAGGGAUUCCUUUAUUUCCACCGUGCUGAGUAAAGAGCUGCCAUCAGCCAGGUGCAGACGCUGGCCCUAUGAGGACAUCAAGGAGGCCCGCUUCAUGCGUUUCCUUUUAGAGAACAAUGCUAUUGAAGUCUUCAUGAAAAACGGACGUUCGGCUUUCCUGGUAUUCCUGAAUAGAGAUCAUGUCUCUGCAUAUAAGAGGUUGUGCACAGUGGUGUCUGCGUUAAAAGGCAGAGGGGUCUCUGAGGUCAUUGCUAAUGCCAGGAAGACUCCUGUGGUUGAAAAGGCGGCCCUUGUUAAAUGGCAGAGAGGGGACAUCAGUAACUUUGAGUACUUGAUGCAUCUGAACACCAUUGCUGGGAGGACAUACAAUGACCUGAUGCAGUAUCCAGUCUUCCCCUGGAUCUUGGCUGACUACCAUUCAGAGACCCUCAACCUGUCAAAUCCUGCAACUUUCCGUGACCUGUCUAAGCCAAUGGGAGCUCAGACAGAGAAACGAAGGCAGAUGUUCAUACAGAGAUAUGAUGAAGUGGAGGAGGAAGGAGAUUUGUCGGCGCGAUGCCACUACUGUACCCACUACUCCUCAGCCAUCAUUGUAGCUUCCUUCCUGGUCAGGAUGGAGCCCUUUUCACACACCUUCCAGACAUUGCAGGGAGGGUUUGAUAUCCCGGAGCGGAUGUUUUACAGUGUAAAGAAGGAGUGGGAGUCGGCCUCAAGAGACAACAUGGGGGACGUCAGAGAGCUGAUCCCAGAGUUCUUCUACCUGCCUGACUUCCUGCUCAACUCCAACCACAUCGAGCUCGGCUGUAUGGAGGAUGGUACGACUCUGGGAGAUGUGGAGCUGCCUCCUUGGGCGAAAGGUGAUCCCCAGGAGUUCAUUCGAAUCCAUCGAGAGGCCUUGGAAAGUGACUAUGUGAGUUCCCACCUCCACCUGUGGAUCGACCUGAUUUUUGGGUACCGUCAACAAGGCCCUGCUGCCGUAGAAAGUGUGAACACAUUUCACCCUUACUUCUACGCUCAGAGAGGCGGGCAGAACGCAAAGGAUCCCGUCAUCAGGAGCACAAUCCUGGGAUACGUCAGCAACUUUGGCCAGGUUCCCAAACAGCUCUUCACCAAGCCACAUCCACCUCGCAGUGGCUCUAAGAAAGAGGGAUCAUCACCGGCCCAUCCCGCUCCAUUUUUCUUCAAACUUGACAAGCUGAAGACCACAGCACAACCAUUCAGAGAGCUGCCAAGAGGCCCUGUAGGUCAGAUAGUGUGUGUGGAAAAAGACGUUAUGGUCCUUGAGAGGAACCGUCUCCUCCUGUCACCUCUGUUGGGCUGCUUCUUCAGCUGGGGCUUCCCUGACAACAGCUGUGCCUUUGGAAACCUUGCCACAGAAAAGACCUUUGCAGUGUGUGAGAGUUUGUGUGACUGGGGGGAGACGCUGUGUGCCGCCUGUCCCAACCCAACGACCAUCGUCACUGCAGGAAUCAGCACUGUGGUGUGUGUCUGGGACGUAGCGGUCAGCAAGGACAAAGUCACUCACAUGAAGCUCCGACAGCCGUUAUACGGACACACAGAUUCAGUGACGUGCCUGGCUGUGUCUGAAGUCCACAGCAUGAUCGUGAGUGGCUCCUGUGACCUCACCUGUAUCCUGUGGGAUAUGGAAGAGCUAAACUACAUCACUCAGUUGACAGGACACACAACCAGCAUAUCUGCACUGGCUAUUAAUGAUCUUACUGGUGAAAUUGCGUCAUGUGCGGGACCUCUGCUCUACCUGUGGAACAUGAAGGGUCAGCUGCUGACACGCACUGACACAUCCUGCGGGCCUCAGCCAGACGUCCUGUGUGUCAGCUUCACGCAGCGACACGAGUGGGACGCCAAGAAUGUCAUCGUCACCGGCUGUGCAGAUGGCAUAAUACGGAUAUGGAAGACAGAGUACACCCGAACACAAUUACCUGGCCCUCCAGAAGAGCCUGUGUCCCCAGGGCAAGACCAAACAGAGAGAGACGUGAGCAGCUCAUGCCAGUUUAAAGGCUGGAAGAGACAUCUGGUGUUAUGUCAAGAGCUGAACAGAAGUCACCCCGCGUCACAACGCCGAUACAAGAAUAGUCCAGCCAUCACAGCACUGGCCAUGUCCAGGAGCCAUGCUACUUUGUUGACCGGCGAUGCCUGGGGCAGAGUUUUCACCUGGACUUGUGAGUGAGAGGUGGCAGGGAUUAAGCACAAUCAUGCCUCUGGCUACCAUUUCUACCCAAUGUUUAUCGUCUCAGAGAGACUCUGACACAGGAAAUCCAUCAGUGUCUCAAGUCUGACAGCAGCCGAGCAUUGAGAUCUGCCGUAUUUCAGGUUCGGUCUGUGUGUGCGCAUUCAGGGAGAACUAUGUAAUUAUAUUUGUUCAAGUCUCACACAAUAUAGAAUAUGUUGUCUCUUAUGUAGAUAUUUAAUUCUGUACGUUUCUUUGUAAAUACUGAAUUUCAACAAAUUUGAAUAAAACUAUUGACAGUUAUUUGCCUAA
Messenger RNA from Scatophagus argus, 10488 nucleotides. RefSeq names its product WDFY family member 4 (gene wdfy4). The record is from RefSeq and is a predicted model, not a curated record. The transcript is spliced from 64 exons. NCBI's taxonomy places the organism in Eukaryota, Metazoa, Chordata, Actinopteri, Scatophagidae. The coding region runs from base 463 to 10176 and encodes 3237 amino acids. Gene Ontology annotation, molecular function: protein binding.